GUGGCUGUGAGUGCGUUGAGUUCAGCCCUAUAGUCAACCUCUUUGUGGGCCAACACUACAACUCAACCCAAACUACGACAACGGGUGGAGACAUAGCUAUAGCCAACACUAUCACCACUGAUGUACUGUUUGUUAUGAUUACCACUAUUACGACCACUAAUACAUUCAACUCUCUUAAUAGUAUCCAAACUAUUCAUUAAUUACUAUUAAAUCGCCUCAAAGUCGCCAUAAAUCUCAUUUGAAUCACUCGUGAGUGCAGUGUAUAACUGGUCUGCCAUUGACUCAAUUGGUGUCACAUUGAGUGCAGUGUUGUGUGAAUGCACUGCCAGUGCGACCACCGGCUGACGAGGAAUGAGUGCCACCACUAAUGGGACCCAAUCUGUCGACGAGUUCGUGGUCACCGAUAAUCAGGACUCUUCGCAAAACGUGAGCCAAAUUGAGAGCCACUCCCAGACCAGUGGACAGACGUCGGGAACGGGAGGUUCAGCACAACAGCCGUCGCCUUUAGCUCUGUUAGCGGCCACGUGUAGUAAAAUAGGGUCUCCCAGUGAACUGUCCGCUGAGGGCACUGGAGGUCAACCCAACGCCACCACUACUACUGUUAAGCUCGUGAGCGCCGGCGCUCAGAAUCAAGUGAUUCAGGCGUCAGACUUCGCGCACUUAAUACCCGUCCAUUCGGGACAAACACUCGGAGUUCUCAAUCCUGACGGCACUGUCACUCAACUCAAUCCCUCUCAGGUGGUGGUCAGCAGCGCCGGCACUCUCGGGACGCCCAUCAAGUCUGCCAUCACUUCAGUGGCCAACCAGAGCGCCGCCAAUGCCUUGUCGACGGCCACUCAGAUCCUGCAGACACAGGCCUCGGGCGCCGGCAUCUACAGCAUCCUUCAGCCCCAACAGCUCCAGAUCGACGGCCAGGAGGCCAUCUUCAUCCCCGGCCACCAACAGGCCAUCCAGUUGUCCGCCAACCAACUCAUGGCGUCUCCCAAUCAGGUGCGCCAACAGACCCAACAACAGACCCAACCGUCCCCUCAACAGACUGUCUUCAUCCCCGGCAUCGGCAAUGUCUCGAUAGGCGGCGCGCAGUACGCGGGCGGACAGACUGUGGCCGUACGGCAGGGGAAUGUCGUGCAGACCAUACAACUGCCGGUCCAGCAGACGAUUCCCGUUCAGGCAAUCUCUACACAAAACGGUCAGACAAUCCUCCAAACCAUACACCUCCCCAUCCAAGCCCUCCAAUCACUCAACACAGCACAGGGUGUCCAACAACUCAGCGCUCAGUUGAUGCCACAAAUGCAACAGGUGCAAAUGGCACCCAUACAGGUGUCACAAGCGAACAACACUCACACCCCGACCAUCAAACAGGAACCGGGAACUGAGACACAGACUCAGAAUCAAACGAAUCAAAGUACUACGGCUUCGACGAUGACGUCCAACACGUCCGGUCAGACAGUGCUGGCGAACGUCCAGUUGCCGAACGGACAGAUCGGACAACUCAUCUCAGCCCCCGUCUGGCCCAACAACUCUAUAAACCUCUCGAGUUUAGGCGGUUUGAGAACCGCUCAGAAUGUGAUUCAAGUGCAGGGCAUGGGAGGCCUUCAGACUAUACAACUGCAGGGCGGGGGUCAACAGCAAGUGAUAUCGGCCUCACCCGCAGCCCUCCAGAGUCUGAGUAUUACUCCGUCGGGUAAUAUCGUGGCUAAUGUGCCGAACAAUGCUGGCCAACAGGUGGGGCCUAUGAGUCCCGUUCAGGCCAUUCAGAUCGCAAAUGCGGGCCAAUUCAUGACACAACAGAUACAACAGGACCCCAACGACCCCACGAAGUGGCAGUUGGUCUCCACGCCCACCAACGUGUCCGUCCAGAACUCACUUCAGGGCACGUUUACGGCCACUCCUACCACAGACGGCACGGCAACGCCCGGCAGUGAGACGGGAACGGGACGUAAGAUGCGUCGCGUCGCCUGCACCUGUCCUAACUGUAGGGACGGCGAGGGCCGCAACAGUGAGACCAAAAAGAAACAACACAUCUGUCAUAUUCCCGGCUGUAAUAAAGUCUACGGAAAGACAUCUCAUUUGAGGGCACACUUGCGGUGGCACACAGGCGAGCGACCCUUCGUCUGCAAUUGGCUCUUCUGCGGCAAACGGUUCACCCGUUCCGACGAAUUACAACGACAUCGCAGGACACAUACCGGCGAGAAGCGGUUCCAAUGUGCCGAAUGUCUGAAGCGUUUCAUGAGAAGCGAUCACUUGUCGAAACACCUGAAGACACAUCAGGCGAAGAAAGUGAGUCAACAACAGACACAGAGCGACGACACGUCCGGCCUCGCAGUGAACGCCAACAACGAUAUGGCGUUGGAUUGCGAACAAACAGAUCUGGCUAUCAAUGAGAGCGCCACUGAUGGCAACUCAGACGCACUGGUAGUACAGGGACAGCAGAUUUGAGUCUCUGUUCGCCAACUGUUCAUCAAAUGAAGUAAUUUAUUAGACCUGAAAAUGACUAUUAAUUAAUGAUUAUAUAAAUAUUAUACACAUUU
Molecule: messenger RNA, 2531 nt
Organism: Oppiella nova
Lineage: Eukaryota; Metazoa; Arthropoda; Arachnida; Sarcoptiformes; Oppiidae
Source: the annotation of a GenBank genome assembly